AUGUCUCGUGGAAGCAGUGCUGGUUUUGAUCGUCACAUUACAAUUUUUUCACCUGAGGGAAGGGUUUAUCAGGUGGAAUAUGCGUUUAAAGCUAUUAACUCUACCAAUCUGACGGCUGUUGCUGUGAAGGGCAACCAAACAGCGGUGAUCGCUGUACAAAAGCGUGUUCCCGACAGCUUGAUAGUGGCCGACUCAGUGACGUCCAUCUAUCAGCUGUCGCCAACAGUUGGAUGUUGUGCUAUAGGAAUGAUCCCCGACUGCAAAUUCCAGGUCCGUCGAGCCCAAAUGGAAGCUGCACAAUGGAAGUACCAGAAUGGCUAUGAUAUGCCAUGUGAACUUUUAGCAAAGAGAAUGGCUGACAAGAAUCAGUACUACACACAAAAUGCCGAGAUGAGGAGCUUGGGAUGUGCCAUGAUUAUGAUCUCGUUUGAUGACGAGGAUGGAGCAGUAGUGUUCAAAGUUGAUCCAGCUGGGUAUUAUCGCGGCAUGAAAGCAGUGUCUGUAGGGGUUAAGCAGGUUACUGCAUCUUCAUUCCUUGAGAAGAAAAUCAAGAAAAAAUCUGAUCUAAAUCACGAUGAAACCAUCCAACUGGCCAUUGAAGCUCUUCAAAGUAGUCUCGGUAUCGAAACCCGCUCCAAGGACCUUGAAGUAGUCGUGGUUUCGAAGAAGGAGAAAAGUUUCACGAAACUGACAAAUGAUCAAGUUGAGCACCAUCUAAAUGCAAUUGCAAACCGAGAUUGA
Molecule: messenger RNA, 741 nt
Organism: Necator americanus (New World hookworm)
Lineage: Eukaryota; Metazoa; Nematoda; Chromadorea; Rhabditida; Ancylostomatidae
Exons: 7
Coding region: 1-741 (246 amino acids)
Biological process (GO): proteasomal protein catabolic process; ubiquitin-dependent protein catabolic process
Cellular component (GO): nucleus; cytosol; proteasome core complex
Source: RefSeq, a predicted model, not a curated record